CACAGAAAAUUCUCUCUCUCUCUCUCUCUAGAUCUUCUUCACAAUUCAUCAUCUUGUCCAAACAUUCGAAAAUUUGUUGCGUUACUACAAAUUGAUGUUAAUGGCUCCUACACCAUCAUCAAAAUCCAACCAUUCGACACCUUCGUCGAAAUCAAGCGCAUCUCACCACCAGCCCUAUACCCCUCAUUCCUCCAAGCUCCGCCUCAAUUUCCCCAGAGAAACCUCCUCCGCCGCCGCCGCGGCGGCUCCGCCGCCGGAUCACCCCGUGGAAGUCGUCGGACGAAUCCGAGACCACCCGGAGCACAGAAACAGCAAGCACACCGCGAAUCCGCCGUCGGCCCUGCAUGCCAACGCCGACGGGAAAUCCCUCCGGGUCAGAACGGAAACCGGGUACAGGGAUUUCAGUCUGGACGGAGUUUCGCUGUCGGAGGACGACGAUCUAGAUGGGUUCUACAAGAAAUUCGUGGAGUCGAGAAUCAACGGUGUUAAGAUGGGCCAGAAAUGCACAAUUAUGAUGUACGGGCCCACCGGCUCCGGCAAGAGCCACACGAUGUUCGGCAGUUCGACUCAGCCUGGAAUUGUUUACAGAUCGUUGAAGGGGAUUUUGGAGGAGGAAGAAGACGAUGACGUGGCGAAAGUCGGAAUGGGGAUGUUUGUGCAGGUUACUGUUUUGGAGGUUUACAACGAAGAAAUUUACGAUCUUUUGUCGCCGGCUAAUAAUGGUGGUGGUGGUGGAGGGUUCAGUCUUGGUUGGUCCAAAGGUGGCUCUGCUUCUAAGGUGAGAUUAGAAGUAAUGGGAAAGAAGGCGAAAAACGCUACCUUCAUCUCGGGAAACGAAGCUGGCAAGAUGCUGAAAGAGAUUCAGAAAGUGGAGAAGAGGCGAAUAGUUAAAAGCACCCUCUGUAAUGAAAGAAGUUCGCGAAGUCAUUGCAUGAUAAUUCUUGAUGUUCCAACAGUCGGAGGAAGGCUAAUGCUGGUGGACAUGGCCGGUUCCGAAAAUAUCGAACAAGCCGGUCAAACUGGCUUUGAAGCAAAAAUGCAGACUGGAAAAAUCAAUCAGGGCAACGUAGCACUAAAACGAGUGGUUGAAUCUAUUGCCAACGGAGAUUCUCACGUACCGUUUCGUGAUAGCAAGCUCACCAUGCUUCUUCAGGAUUCUUUCGAAGACGAUAAAUCCAAAAUUUUAAUGAUACUUUGUGCAAGCCCAGAUCCUAAAGAAUUGCACAAAACAAUUGCCACCUUAGAAUACGGGGCGAAAGCCAAGUGCAUAGUUCGUGGACCCCACACACCGAUUAAAGACAAAGACAACGAAGAUUCCGUUAUUUUGGGAUCAAGAAUCGCUGCCCUUGAUCAGUUUAUAUGCAAGUUACAGAUGGAGAAUAAGCUCAGGGAAAAAGAGUGCAACGAGGCACAGAAGGAGCUCAAGAAGAAGGAUCUAGAAGUUUCUUCACUAAGGGCAAAACUGGCAAGUAAAGAAGCAAGUGUGGAGGAGGUAAACUCGAAAGUCACUGAAAGGGUAGAAAUCGAGAAGAGGAAAAUGGAGGAGAGAGUAUUCCAACAGCAGCAGGAAAUUGAAAUGCUGAGGCGGAGAUUGGAAGAGAUCGAAACGGAGCUGAUACUCUCUAGGGGUACGAGUGGUAAAUCUGCAGAAAUUGAAGGGGGCAGUUUCAUGAGGAGGCUUUUGGAUGUUUGUAAUAACGACGAUCCGGAUAUGGUUAAGUCGAUGGAUUUGGUUCAAUCGAUCGAUAUGGAGACAACGAAUGUGCUGCCAGGUGGCGGUCUGGGUGGUUAUUACACGAACAAUAAUUUCGGUGAAGGGAGUUUUUCGAGCAAGGCGUUGUGUUUGACCACGGUGUUUGAGGAAGAGGAGUACGAAAACGAGGAUGAAGAUAGUAAAGAAGAGAGUAUCGGUGAAGAAGAGGAAGUGCAGAAGGAAGUUAUUGAGGAGAAAAAGUUCGACUUUUUUAAAGAUAAUAUAAGUGAAGAACAAGAUGAUGGGAAUCCUUUGGAUGAAGAGUCGCGUAAAAUGCGAAUUCGGAAUAUUUUUACUCUAUGCGGAAACUAUCGGGAGCUUCCUCAGCAAAAUACAAACGUGUCUGCUGAUAAUCUUGAUGUGAAAGAAAACAUGGGAGAACAAAAAUUAAGGGGCUCCGAUGAAGAAAAUCUCGGUUUCCUUGCUCUUGAGGAUUCUUGUCUGCCUAAGGACAACAAGCCGACUCGGAUUCAGGCACCGAAUCAUUUACCGUUCAGUUCGCUGGAGAACAAGAUUAACACCAACACUACUCCAAAUUCACAGUUGAGAAAGAGCAAAGAUGAUUAUUGCCUGUCGCCUGUUUCGACGCCUUUUAUUACUGUCAGAAAAAUUAAGUAAAGGUGAGUCGAUUUUUAUAUGUUUUGUAGAAGUCGAAUUUAUAGGGAAAAAAAAGAAAUAGUGCCUUGGAUGUUUAUGUACUCCUGGUGCAUGGUGUUGGUGUAGGUCAUUCUGUUAAAUACGUUCGAAGCUCGAUUUAGUUACAUUUUCGAAUUUUUAUUUGUUUUUUUUUUUUCUGUAAUGCUAUCAUCUUGCACUAUAUUUGUACAAGAAACUUUUGUCGAACUGUUCGAAUGUUGUGAAAUUACAUUUAAUUUUUCGUUUA
Molecule: messenger RNA, 2636 nt
Organism: Erythranthe guttata (spotted monkey flower)
Lineage: Eukaryota; Viridiplantae; Streptophyta; Magnoliopsida; Lamiales; Phrymaceae
Product: P-loop containing nucleoside triphosphate hydrolases superfamily protein
Biological process (GO): microtubule-based movement
Cellular component (GO): kinesin complex; microtubule
Molecular function (GO): ATP hydrolysis activity; microtubule binding; ATP binding
Source: RefSeq, a predicted model, not a curated record